Messenger RNA from Globicephala melas (long-finned pilot whale), 1158 nucleotides. Lineage: Eukaryota; Metazoa; Chordata; Mammalia; Artiodactyla; Delphinidae. The record is from RefSeq and is a predicted model, not a curated record.
AUGGGCAGUGAGGCGGGACCCGGGGUCAUCCUAGGUGUGGGAGGGGGUCCUCAGGAAGCAGGGGCCCGCGGGUCGCCAGCUGUGGUGCGGGAGGUGGGUAGGGUGCUGGCCCUAGCUGAUGGGUGGGGCGAGGAGGCCGCCAUCUUUAUCGGGGAGGUGGUGCGGCAAUGCGCGGCCCUGUUGGAGGGAGAGGUGGCGCGGAUCAUGGAGGUGUUUUGGCAGCCUGUGGAGGACAUGAUGGAAGAGGUGGAGGUGGUGGCGGAGAAGCAGCAGCAGCAGCGGGUGGUGGCGGAAGAGCAGGAGGAGAAGCCUCAGGAGCAGGGGCAGGAAGAGCCAGGGCCGUCCCCGAAGAGCGCCUCGCUGGACGCGCUGGAGGCGUUGAAGGUCUUGCAGUUACAGCUGGAGCCUGUGAAUGCGGAGUGCAGCCGACAACUCUUUCGUCUCAAGGUCACAACACUUCGGAGGCGGAAGCCUUAUCUGGAACACAGAAGCACCAUCAUCCAGAGCAUCCCUGGCUUCUGGGUCAAAGUUUUUGUGAACCACCCCCGGAUGUCGGCCAUGAUUAGCACCCAAGAUAAAGACAUGCUUAGCUACAUGACCAACUUGAAGGUGGAGGAGCUCGCAGAUCCCAGUGAUUACCGCAAGAUCAUGUUGUUUUUCCGGAAGAACCCCUAUUUCCAGAAUGAGGUGGUUGUUAAGGAGUAUCUCAUUGAGGCCACUAGAUAUAGGGCAUUUCGUCUCGCUCCAAUUCAGUGGCACCGUCGUUUUGAAGAGGAGGUGUAUAGCCGCAGGCACAACAACAGCAGCCUUAACUUCUUCAACUGGUUCUCUGACCACAGCUGUGUAGGAUCUAGCAGGAUUGCUAGGAUCAUCGGCGAGGACCUGUGGCCCAGUCCCCUGCGCUACUACCCGAGGGAGAAAGGCCCCACCGGGACAGGUCACCGAGAGGAGGACAGACACCUGGCUGAGUCGGUGCUGACCCUGAGGGUUUGCCCAGCCCCGUCAGUGGCCCCAGGGGCACGGUCUCGCGAGCACCAGACUCUGGCUGACCCUCAGGCGGAAGCUCUGCACGGAGGCAAAUGUAGGCAGUCCUGUGGGACCUCAAGCCUCAGCCCCUUCGGCCACCAGGGCCCGGCCGUGUCCCCCGGUGGCAGUUAA